GGAGUCUCCUCGAGGCAAAGCCGUCUUUCGCGACAAGCUUCUCGCCCAGACAGAACACGCGCUCUGAGUAGCGGUCUUGACACACUCGAUCAGUCUGGCUGGUGUUUCUUGCCUUGCAAUUAAACAUUGUCUUCACACACUCGAUCAGUCUGGCUGGUGUUUCUUGCCUUGCAAUUAAACAUUGUCUUCACACACUCGAUCAGUCUGGCUGGUGUUUAUUGCCUUGUAAUUAAACAUUGUCUUCACACACUCGAUCAGUCUGGCUGGUGUUUCUUGCCUUGCAAUUAAACAUUUGAUCGGUGCGGUGCGGAACGUUACAUCGGUGCAGUGAGUGUAUAAAAUAUUUAAAUUGGAGCAGUGCGUGUGCAAGACAUUUGAUUCUUACAGUGCGUGUAUUCAAAUUUACAUCGGAUCGGUGGGUGUGCAAAAUAUUUUCAUCUAAUGAGCAUGUUUCGUUGACUGCGUCCAGCGACAGGCUUAAUUACAGUGAAGAGUGCAAGAGAUAUAUAUGAGCAACAACAAAUCUUCAUGGCAGUGCAAUAAAUCUGAAAAUAAACCCAAGUUUAUUAACAUAAACCAAUAAACGAAUGACGAGCAAAUAAAAAAUUCGUGUGUCAAGAAAUGAACUGAGAGACGAAUAGAAAGGGUUUUUACGACAAGAACACAAUAGCUGGAUGAAAAGUCAGUGUGGGCAUUAAGACAACAAAAUAGCAGAAGAGCGGUGUUUGCGGCCGGCAACAGGAAUGUACCUUGGCAACCACAUCAAGUUCAUUCCAGUUCCAAGCAGUGCUGACCCAUCAACAGAAAAAACGUUUCCAUAGCUUAAGAGAAAGUUCCGACACUUGCACGACUAUUUAUGAGCAGAGUUUUAAAUUAGACGUGACAGAAAAUAAAAUAAAAUAUUGAUAAAUAUAAGAAAAAAUUUUAUGAUUUCUAGAAACCCUUCAAGUUAUUUCAAGUUUCAACUCUAAAUUAGCAACGGAAUUAGCGACUUUUUCGCAGUGAUCGUCGGAUUGAGUAUAGAAAAUCUAUCACACAGUGCCUAUAUCAGAACAGUAGUGUUCAUUAUCAUAAAUCAUAUAAUAAUAGAAGUGUUCAUUGCAAUAAAGUAUAUCGGAACAAGAAGUUUUCACUAUCAUAAAGCAUAUCCCAACACUAGUGUUCAUUAUCAUAAAGGAUAUCGGAACUGGAGUGUUCAAACAUUCAAAAUAAACAGAAAUUAUCAGGAAGUAAAGUCAGAUUAGAUAAAUUCCGAAAUUAAAUUAGAAGCAUAUAGAUUUUCUUUGAAUCUGCCAUCCAACAAUAAUAAUAAUAAUAAUAAUAAUGGGUCGAAUAAUGGGUAAAUACACAAACCGGCAAAUUGCAACACUACUGAUCAUUGGACUGGCAGAUUUCUGCAGCGCGAUCUGCGUAUCUCUGCAGGCCCCAUUCUACCCUGCGGAGGCCGAGGCGAAAGGCGCUACUGCAACACAAUACGGCUUGGUUUUUGGUAUUUUUGAAUUGGUGGUGUUCAUUGUAAGCCCAAUCUACGGCGAGUACAUAUCAAAGAUUGGAGCCAAGUUUAUGUUCAAUGCUGGCAUAUUCAUUACCGGAUCGACAUGCAUUCUAUUCGGCUUCCUAAAUCAUGUCCAGGAUACUAAAACCUUCGUGACUCUUUCGUUCCUGGUCCGGAUUGUAGAAGCGCUUGGAAACGCAGGAUUUCUAACCGCAGCUUUCAGCAUUAUAGCUAAAGAAUUUUCGGACAAUGUAAGCGUGACGUUUGCAGCGCUUGAGACCUGCUUCGGGGUGGGCCUAAUCGUAGGUCCCACUGUUGGUGGGGCUCUGUAUGAACUUGGAGGCUACACGCUACCCUUCGUGUGCAUGGGCAGCCUUCUUCUUACAGCUGCAGCGCUAACAUUCUUCUUACUUCCUUCGGCGGACGGACCUUCUGAAACAGACAGUUUGCACGGCGGAUCGCAAAUGAUAGAAUUGCUUAAAAUUCCUCCUGUAGCUCUCGCAGCCUUCUCGAUCAUUGCCUCCUCCAUCAGCAUCGGGUUCGUCCAAGCCACUUUAGAACCACAUUUGCGGCCGCUACAGCUAUCACCUUUUCAAACGGGGCUAGUGUUUGUUCUGAACGGCGCUACGUAUGCCGCGUCUGCGCCGAUUUGGGGGAAACUUUGUGACAAAGGAGUGCCACCGAUCAUCAUUUCACUCAUUGGAUCACUGACAGUAAUCGUAGCUUUUAUACUGCUUGGCCCCGCGCCGUUCUUGCCCAUUAAGGAAUCGUUGGGCCUUUGCAUUGCUGCUCUCAUAAUCCACGGAUUUGGGUUUGGAGCCCAGCUCGUGGCGACAUUUGGUGGAGCACAUAGAGACGCAAUAGCCUAUGGGAUGCCAAACAACCUUACCACAUAUGGACUUGUGUCUGGCAUGUGGACUUCGACCUUCGCACUGGGAGCCUUCAUCGGUCCCUCUAGCGCAGGAGUGCUGCUUGACGCCGUUGGCUUCAGCUACGCAAGUCAGUUUAUCGUUGGACUGCACGCCUUGGUAGUUAUUCUCAUUAUCAUAUGUAGCUACUGUUGUACGAAGCCUCCUGGGAAGCCGAUAUACAGGAAUCUGGACGAGGAAGCCUACACAGAAGAGACGCAACUCAACAGACGUUCGUGGGACUCGACGUACGGGAGCCUCAACUCGGAGCCUUCGUCCUCCAGAUCCACAAGUUGCGGUGACUCCAGAGAAUCUUUAAACGCAGAAAUUAUUUUCAAAUGAAUGCAACUUAUCCUAUGUUUAAUUAUAAGCUUUGACUAUUCAUUGUGGUAAUCUUUAGUUGAAUGAUGGCAAUUAAAUGAUUGUUAUGCGGUGAGUUCGUGUACUUGUAAUCUAACAGAGCCGCAAACUGUCAUUCUUAUAAGAAAUAUUGCAAAACAAUACCUGAAGCAGCGUGAUGACGAUAGAUAUGUAAAAUUGAGAUAAAAUUUUCAAUCACAAUAAAUAUAAAUAGUUUCCGUUUAUAGGGUUUUUAGCAGUAAUUUGAUUUGUAUGUGUGUGGUGCAGGUUUAUCUUGCUUAGUGUUAGGGAAUGUCGGUACGAAAUAUGCUUGAAUACAUUUCUUGUUGGAAGGAUGUAGGAUGACAUAAUUAGUACGUGCUCAAGUGAUAUUUUACAAAAUAAUGAAUAAAAACAGUAA
Messenger RNA from Hyalella azteca, 3163 nucleotides. RefSeq names its product MFS-type transporter SLC18B1. Gene Ontology annotation, molecular function: transmembrane transporter activity. The record is from RefSeq and is a predicted model, not a curated record. The coding region runs from base 1324 to 2745 and encodes 473 amino acids. Gene Ontology annotation, biological process: transmembrane transport. NCBI's taxonomy places the organism in Eukaryota, Metazoa, Arthropoda, Malacostraca, Amphipoda, Hyalellidae. The transcript has a single exon.